This is a messenger RNA of Aureobasidium subglaciale EXF-2481, 2830 nucleotides long. RefSeq lists its product as uncharacterized. Gene Ontology annotation, cellular component: nucleus. The transcript has a single exon. Gene Ontology annotation, biological process: DNA-templated transcription; positive regulation of transcription from RNA polymerase II promoter by galactose. Bases 400 to 2679 code for a protein of 759 amino acids. Gene Ontology annotation, molecular function: zinc ion binding; RNA polymerase II cis-regulatory region sequence-specific DNA binding; DNA-binding transcription factor activity, RNA polymerase II-specific. The record is from RefSeq and is a predicted model, not a curated record. Lineage: Eukaryota; Fungi; Ascomycota; Dothideomycetes; Dothideales; Saccotheciaceae.
UAGAUCCUUCGACAUGACACUCUGGCCGGCGCUUUGCUAAAGAGAUGCAACGAUAAAUACGAAAGAUCUGUGUGAUUCACGGAAAUGACAGCAAGUCUAGCAAUAGUCGUAUUACAGGCAUGGAGGCUGGACGUCAUUCCGCGCAUGAUCAUCAGUCCUACAUGAGAUCCGCACUCAAAUCAUGAUGCUGAGUCUUGGACCAUCACACGACAAAUUGUCUGGCUCUAAAUCACGCAUUCGUUGGGAUGUCUUCCUUCGAUAGUUACAUUGACGUGAAGAUCAUGAGUGUGCGGGGUCGUGGGUACCUCGGUGCCACUUUCCUUGGCACGCUGCUGCAAUCGCUGCUAGCGGUGGCCCAUGUGACAAAGCCUUCCUUGCCUUUGUGUCACAUCUCUCAAGAUGCCAGACCCGCUCGGCGUGUUCACCGCCAAUCAAUCGGAAGACCAUUCUCAACAGCAAGCGAUUACAGGCACUCCGGCUGAGCAAAACGAACAACGCAAAAGGCGCAAGGUUGCACAAGCGUGUGAUCUUUGUCGCUCGCGGAAGAGCCGCUGUGACGGCGUGAAACCUGUAUGCGGAGAAUGUGCACAGCGUCCUAACCUAAGGUCGCAAUGUCGCUACACUCCCAACCCGAACAGGGUUCCAGAUCAUGAUGGAUACGUUUCAGGCUUGCUGUUGCGCAUCCGCGAGCUUGAGGCUCGAGAAUGCAAUAAUGACCACCUUUCAAGUUUGCGCGCACGUAUUCAAGAACUCGAAUCCCUGGAACGCGCGCGUGGAUUGGUCAACGCCGAUCCAGCAAGUCCCCAGGACAUCGGUGGUCGGGCCGAGCCAAGGGCUCCGAUGGUGGCAGAAAGCGCCUUGCGAGCUGUACCAUUGGCCUAUUCUACUGAACAACGUCCUGCGAGCGAGCCAUCCUCGGUCGACGCCAUGGGAGCAGACGGCUUUGAAUUUGUUGAGCGAGGGCAAGACAACUCCUUCUACGGCGGAUCGUCUGCCGUUUCUUUCAUGCAUCAGGUUCACGCCACAAUCGCUGGGCAAGUCCCCAUGUUGAACGUGGAACCAGUCGCUCUUCUCAAUACGUCUGCAACAAGCAGUGCAUCCCACACAAGGACUUCUUCGAAACAAGCAUACCUUAGCCUCCCACCGAGAGCCAUUGUCGACAAGGUAAUGAUUACCUACUGGGAAAAAGUCCACCAUCUAUAUCCAUUCGUGAAUAGAAUGGUAUUCGGGAAAGCUUAUGAUAACAUAUGGGUUCCGGAGGCCGCCAGAAAAGAUCUUGCUCUUUCAGACGUGGGUAUGCUGGGGUCCAGGUCAUGCGGACAGGACGAUAUCGUAUUUCACUGUGCGCUUAACUCGAUGCUCGCUCUCGGCGUGCAGUUCAUGGACCUACCAUCAGACGAGAGAACAACACUCGGUGAUAUAUUUGCCGAUAAAGCGCGCAGCUUAUGUCAGCUCGAUCUUUUCGAUAAUGGCUCGCUAGCGAUGGUGCAGUCCCUGUUGCUCAUGGCGCAAUACCUCCAAUCUACACCAUUUCCUAGCAGGUGCUGGAAUUGUAUCGGCAUCGCUUGUCGACUUGCACAGGGCUUGGGUCUGCAUGUAGAGCCCAAAGAGGUACACCAAACCUUUACUGCACUGGAUCUAGAGAUGCGCAGACGCGUUUGGCACGGUUGUGUCAUGCUCGAUGCCAUCGUUAGUAUGACUCUGGGCAGGCCACAGAUGCUUCGGGAGUCACUGCUUCUUCCGUAUCCCCGAAACAUGAAUGAUAAGGAUAUGACCUAUCUACCGGAACACCAUCCUUCAUGGUUGAACUUCUACAACGAAUCGAUCAAGCUCUACAGGAUCCUUGCAGAUGUCAUGUCUCAGAUAUAUGGCCAUUCGACUGGACAAUCGGAGCAAAACAGCAAGGACAGCUUUGACAUCACUUUAGACAUUGAUGCACAAAUUACCCGAUUCGAAGCCCAGGUUCCAGAUCAUUUGCACUGGAAGAAGGAAGUAACUUCGCAUCUGGGAGCACAGGUCGCGCAGCAGGCUUGUAUCUUGCAAAUUCGCCGUACACACCUUCGCAUCCUGCUCUAUCGACCCAUAUUCGUUCGAUUCUGCGACCACGUCUGUAAACAAGGAUCAAAGCAGCCAGUGGCCGGGCCGUCAAGCUCUACCAGCUCAAUUGAUAUCUCGUUAAGCAUUAUCCAAUCUCUCGCUCAAGCUUGCGUUGUACAGUCCGUCCAAUUGAUAGAUACCAUACACCAAAGUCUAACAUGUGACACCGCCGGAGCUUGGUGGUACAGUGCUUUCUACGCUCGCGCCGCCGGCACCAUUGUCCUCUUGGCGAUCUUGUGUGAUGCACUCAGUGAGGGAACCGGAACUGAUGGUCUGAAGGCUGCUUGGGAACAAUGCGACUCCGUGUUUCAACUGCUGCGGGGAUAUAGUCCUGCGGUUGCAACACAACACCAAGGAUUAAGAACUCUAUACCAUCGUAUAUGCAUUGUAGAGCACAAGCAUAAGCACAGAGGGAGCUCACCUGUCGCCAUACAUGUCGACGCGUCGACGAGUGCCCCCGAACAUUCUUUCGAUCUUGCUGACAACAUCUCCGAGGCUGCUUUCGCUAGCACAGACGAUUUUUACUGGCCCAUAGGCGCAGACUUCACUUUGAUCAACGACGUUCUUGGGAUCAACGCGUAAGAUAGGGGGACCAAUUUUAGUAGUAAAAGUAUGCUUUGUUCGAGGCGCAAUGCUUUCCACAACAUCACACCUGGUUCUCAGACCUAUCAGCCGAAGAAUGUCGACAACAUAAAGCAAGCAAGCAAGCGAAAGGAAGGAAGCGGGGAACGAU